Messenger RNA from Cutaneotrichosporon cavernicola, 840 nucleotides. RefSeq lists its product as uncharacterized. Bases 1 to 840 code for a protein of 279 amino acids. The transcript has 4 exons. Gene Ontology annotation, molecular function: 2,4-dienoyl-CoA reductase (NADPH) activity. Gene Ontology annotation, cellular component: peroxisome. The record is from RefSeq and is a predicted model, not a curated record. Gene Ontology annotation, biological process: fatty acid catabolic process. Lineage: Eukaryota; Fungi; Basidiomycota; Tremellomycetes; Trichosporonales; Trichosporonaceae.
AUGACGUCCGUCUUUCAGCCUGGCAUCUACAAGGGCAAGGUGCUCUUCAUCACUGGCGGCCGCUCAGGCAUCGGCUACUCGAUCGCCGAGGAGAUGAUGCGUUUCGGCGCCAACGCGUGCAUCCUCGGCCGCGACGCCAAGGGCCUUGCCGAGAGCGCAGCAAAGCUCGAGAAGAGCACGGGGAGCAAAUGUAUCGCAGCGGCGGCUGACGUGCGGAGCAAGGAGGACCUGGCAAAGGCCGUCAAGGCGUGUCUUGACAAGUUUGGCCGUAUUGACUUUGUCGUGUGUGCCGCCGCCGGCAACUUCCUCGCUCCCAUCUCGGGCAUGUCGGAGAACGCGUUCCGCACCGUCAUCGAGAUCGACACUAUUGGCACCUACAACACUGUCAAGGCUACUCUCCCCGCCAUCCGCGCAACCAAGGGUGCUUACCUCCACAUCUCGGCUACCCUCCACUACGCCGGCACGCCGUACCAGGCGCACGUGAGCGCAGCCAAGGCAGCGAUCGACGCCCUUUCCAACGUCAUUGCCGUCGAGGAGGGCCCGCGCGGUGUCCGCUCCAACGUCUGUGCUCCUGGCCCAAUCGCCAACACCGAGGGCAUGAAGCGCCUCGGCACCAAGGGCCGCCAGAUUGAGCGCGGUAUCCCCCUCGGCAGGCAGGGCGACACUGUCGACAUUGCAAACUAUGCCCUGUGGCUGUUCUCGCCCGCUGCUGCUUGGGUCACUGGUAGCGUUAUGGUUAUCGACGGUGGCCAGAACCACAUCCGCGGAACUAGCCUGCCGUACCCCGAGAGCGUGCUUGACCCCGAGAGCGUCAAGGAGCUGUACAAGGGCAAGCUGUAG